Molecule: messenger RNA, 640 nt
Organism: Alnus glutinosa
Lineage: Eukaryota; Viridiplantae; Streptophyta; Magnoliopsida; Fagales; Betulaceae
Product: gibberellin-regulated protein 9-like
Exons: 4
Coding region: 50-433 (127 amino acids)
Source: RefSeq, a predicted model, not a curated record
UGACCAGUUUGGUAAUAUCGACACAAAUAAAACCCCUAUAAGAACACGCAUGCCUACCCAAUUUCAUCCACAGCCACCACUGACCACCAUAAUGCAGACAUUACGUGUGCUCUUUCUGUUUGGGGCCUUUCUCUUCUGCUUUACAUUGGUUUCAUCUGAUCUCAAGGCAGAAGAAGAGUCACCUGAUCUUCGCCUGGCCCUGGCGUCUUUUGUGAGAGGUGCAAACAGAAGGCUCAUGCAGGAAGUAGAUUGUGGAGGUUUGUGCAAGCAGAGAUGCAGUCUUCACUCGAGGCCAAACGUGUGCAACAGGGCGUGCGGCACGUGCUGUGUGAGGUGCAAGUGUGUGCCACCCGGGACCGCAGGGAACAGGGAGAUGUGUGGGGCGUGCUACACUGACAUGACCACCCAUGGGAACAGGACCAAAUGUCCAUAGCCCAUAGACCCAAAAUCCCCCAGUUUAGCUUUAGGAUCCGUCAGUUUCUCUUUCUUCUCUCCUGUGUUUUAGUUUAGUCAUGAUGCGUACGUGUAGUGGUGUUCCAAUGGUGUUUCCAAAGCCUAGCUAGUGUUUUUCAAGCUUAUGUUAUCUGUGUGUAAAUGUGUAAUCAGUGUCUCUAUAAAUAACAGCUUAUCAAUUUCUAAA